Messenger RNA from Gryllus bimaculatus (two-spotted cricket), 594 nucleotides. The record is from the annotation of a GenBank genome assembly. NCBI's taxonomy places the organism in Eukaryota, Metazoa, Arthropoda, Insecta, Orthoptera, Gryllidae.
AUGGCGUUGAGAGUGCUCCGGGAAGAGGCACCUUCGCAACCAGGGGAGGGGGCGGAGCGUGGGGUGACGCGCAGCGCCGCGCGGGCGCAGGGGCGCGUGGCGGGAGGCGGCGGAGGAGCAGCCGAAGGCGGGGCCGCGCUCUAUAAGAGGCGGAAGCCGGCGCGACCGGCCAGUAGCAGCCGCCCCACCCGCCGCCCACGCUGCGCCUCCGCCAUGUCGUCGCUGCUGCUGGUGCUGCUCUUGUGCUCCGGCGCUGCGCUCGCUGGGGCCGGCGACGGCUUCAACCUCUUCAAAGACCGCCUGCGGGGGAAGGGCGAAGAGGGCGCCCCGGAGGAACCCGAGCCCAUCGAGCCGGUGCCGCGAGUCGUGUAUUUCUACCGUACUCCUGUUGCCCGACAGUCUGGAGAUCCAUAUGAGCCGCAUCCACUCGCAGCAGACUUCGGAAAGCGCAUUGACCGAUAUCGAAGUCUGGUGAUGCAGCGCGAGCUGGCCGGCGCGGACGCGGAGCCUGGGGGUGAGCUACCGAGCCGCCGCCGCCGCCGCCUUCACGGCAGCGGCAGCGGCGACAGCAACCUCUCGUACUGAACGAGUGGG